AUGGUGCUGACAUUGACGUAAAUUCGGUUCUGUAGAAUUUAGUGUAUUCUCGUCAAGCUGUUUGCAGUUGUGUUCAACUGUUUAAUAUUUUCUUGUUAACAAGCAUUAGCCAAUUAUCGUAAAUGGAAGAUCCCAGUACUCAGCAAGAAGAGAGUCAGUUCGUCGUUGACGAUGUCAGUGCUGCAAUCAAAGAAGCAAUAGAAUCUGUCAUAGGAGGGAAUACUUAUCUGCAUAACAAAGUCAACCAGUGGUCAUCAUCCAUAAUGGAUUGCUGCUUGCAAUCAUUAGUCAAACUACAGAAACCCUUCAAGUACAUUGUGACAUGCGUGGUCGUACAGAAGAACGGAGCUGGCGUUCACACGAGCAGCUCGUGUUUCUGGGAUAACUCAACUGAUGGAAGCUGCACUGUACGCUGGGAAAACAAAACCAUGUACUGCAUCGUAUCUGUCUUUGGUUUGGCCAUUUAGUGCGUAGGUUAAAAAAAUAAUAACAAUAUGCUUGGAGAAAAGAUCAUACACGUCCUAUAAUUUUUGCUUUCAUGAAUAUGAAGUUUGGAAAUUUAAAAAACAAAUAUUUAAAUUUAAACUUCCAACAACUUGCGGGAAUGUGUAGCUAAUACGACAUUGUCGAGUGCCGCCUUUGCGUCUUAAAAAAUAUAUAUACGAUGCGAUCAUCGUAAUGAAAAUUC
Molecule: messenger RNA, 688 nt
Organism: Daphnia magna
Lineage: Eukaryota; Metazoa; Arthropoda; Branchiopoda; Diplostraca; Daphniidae
Gene: Dlc90F
Product: dynein light chain Tctex-type 1
Exons: 4
Coding region: 123-467 (114 amino acids)
Biological process (GO): microtubule-based movement
Cellular component (GO): cytoplasm; cytoplasmic dynein complex
Molecular function (GO): dynein intermediate chain binding
Source: RefSeq, a predicted model, not a curated record